CUGAUCAAACGCGCAGCUUAGGGAGUGAGGCUCUGCCGCGAUCGAAGUGAAGUGUGUGUGUGUGAGCGACGUCCGCCCUAUUCCUCUCUGCUCGCUCGCUCGCUUGCCGGAGAAUCAUCGACGCCGCGACGUAUCAAAUCUGCAAUGGCGUGCGUGAGCAUGGCUGCUGUGAGCUCGGCCACUUUGGCCCCCGCAGCCACGCAGGUGUGGGAGGGAAAGACGCUGUCGCGCCAGGGCUUGUCUUUGGCUGCUGCUUCUCCCCUCAGAAUGGCUGGACAGGUCGCCAUGAACCGCAGCAGGGUUGUGAUGAGCGCUGCGCCACAGGACAAGAAUGUUGCUGGUUUGACCAGCCUGGCUUUGCUUGCCGCUGCCGUGGUGCCCGAGAUCGCAGAGGCAGCUCAACCCGGUAUUUCUCCCUCAUUGAAGAACUUGCUCCUCAGCGUGGUCGCAGGAGGAACUGUGCUCACCGUGAUUGGCGUGGCCGUCGCUGGAGUGUCUACCUUCGACCCUGUCAAGAGGAAGUAGAUUAGAUGCAUCGAAAUUUUGUAAAGACUUGGAUUUGUGUUUCAAUUUGAAUCGAAUGUUCUCAACCUUCCUCC
Molecule: messenger RNA, 599 nt
Organism: Physcomitrium patens
Lineage: Eukaryota; Viridiplantae; Streptophyta; Bryopsida; Funariales; Funariaceae
Biological process (GO): photosynthesis
Cellular component (GO): photosystem II; membrane
Source: RefSeq, a predicted model, not a curated record